Anolis carolinensis (green anole) is the source of this 960-nucleotide messenger RNA. Its product is annotated as tectonic-like complex member MKS1. Gene Ontology annotation, biological process: cilium assembly. The annotation marks the transcript as partial. NCBI's taxonomy places the organism in Eukaryota, Metazoa, Chordata, Lepidosauria, Squamata, Anolidae. The record is from RefSeq and is a predicted model, not a curated record. Gene Ontology annotation, cellular component: MKS complex. The transcript is spliced from 8 exons.
GGGGGGGGUCUUUUGAGAGGCAAGUCCAGUCCGGCUUGUGAGCCUUGUUCCUUCCUCCCUGUGUCCUCCCAGCACGGCCAGAAGGUGACCACGGCGGCCGAGGAGAAGCCCUCCUUCCUGGCCGAGCGCAUGGCCAACGUCCGGCGGAGGCGGCAGGAGCGCAGGCCCAGGGAAGGGCCGUUGACGUCCCGCAUCGUGACGUGGGAGCCCUCGGAGGAGUUCGUCAAGAGCAGCCACGUCCUCCGCACCCCCCUCCAGACCAUGUACAUCAUGGCCGACCUCGGCCCCUCCGGCAGGUCAGCCAGCCCUCCUCAUCCCGGAGUAUAUUAUCAUAUUAUUACCAUUAUAUUAUUAUUAUUAUAUUCAUUAUUCGUGACUACAUUGACGGUUCCUGGCGCUCUCCGUCUGGUUGUGAAUGGCGAGAUUGUUUCGGCCCACGGCUACGAAUACGACCACCUCUACGUCCACUUCUUCCUGGAGCUGCCCCGCGGCUGGUCCUGCCCGCCUUCGCAGCCGCUCUCCGGAGUGUCCCAGACCUGCGCCACCAAGACCUGCGGAUGGGAGCGGGUGGCCUUUUUCUCCUUCCCGUUCACCCUGGAAGUCUUCUGCAGCCAAGAGGAAGAGGCCGAAGGGGGGCUUCCGGGGUGGCCGGUGCUGUACUUCGAGGUGUUCUCCUUGGACCUGUGGCAGCGCUCCCGGGUCGAGGGCUACGGCUUCGUGGCUUUGCCGGCCACCCCAGGACCCCAUACCGUGAGAGCCCCCACGUGGCGCCCCCUGGAGCUGGGUCCCUGGGCGGAGCUGCAGCGCUUCUUCGUGGGGGGCUCCCCGGAGCUGGAGGACCCGGCCUACGCCCGCCUGCCCCCCACCUUCCAGGGAGACCGGCUCAGCCGAUUCGGGUUCCGCACCAAGACCACGGGCACCGUCAGCUUCCGCCUCCACUGCCUCCAGCAGUCCAAGUGA